AUGUCUGAGAGUGAAGAGGCCAGUGAGUAUGUUUGUUCUGAAGAGGAGAGUUCCCAGACAGAUAGUUUUGUAGAAGGGCUUAUAGAAGCUAGGAUGGGAGUGCAUGAGGGUGAGAUGGCUGGGCCAUCAGUAGAGUCUGGGUCAGAGGCAUAUAGGAAGAUGCAGAAGAAGUAUAAAGUGUUAGAAGCCAGUGUUGAUCGGGUUCUAGCCUUGGCACAUACACCGGAGGUGGGCUCGAGCAAUCAGACAUCACCAUCAGAGUCUGUGGGUAUAGCCAUGGUUUCAGCUUCAGAGGGGGUGGACAUCCGGGUUGGUGUUCCGUUGGGGAAUCGGAAUACACUCACAGAAGCCAAGUUGGUUGAGCUUCGGACAGAUUAUAGUGUGCCAUCCUAUGUGGGCCUGAGGUUACCUAGUGCUGCGGAUGUAGUGAGAUAUCCUCCGGAGGGUUCAGUGAUGAUAUUCACCGAUAUGUACCAGCAUGGUCUCAGACUACCGUUUCAUCCCUGGGUACAGAUGAUGCUGGCCAAGUUGGGGUAUGCGCCGGGGCAAUACAAUCCCAACUUUUGGCUACUUCUUCAUGGAGUUUACAUUGCUUGGUGGUUGGUUGGGUUGGGGGAGCCAACAUUUGAGCAGUUUAUGUAUUUGUAUUCGAUCUCCAAGCAACAGGGGACCUUUGGCUGGGUACAAGCCAAUUGCCGGAAGGCAAAGGAGAGAGGUUACUUUAUUGGGCAUAAGCCGAGUACGCAGAAGUCUUGGCGGAACAGGUGGUGCUUGGCCUAUGGUGAUUGGGAGUGUCCUCCAGGGAAGACCGUCUCCAGACAUAUUCCAACCCACUUCCAGUCGAUAGGUUCGGUGAAGUGGGGACCGAUCUCCAAGGAGCGAGAAGACGAGGUUGAGAGAGUGAGGUCACUGUUGUCGGAGACCCAGCGUGAGCGUAGAAAACUUAGUCACCCAGAAGAACCUGUACGAGUCCGGACUCUUGCAAGGGAUGGCAGGGAUCAUAAGGGGGAGCACGAAGGUGGCCAUGGAUCUGGAUGA
Molecule: messenger RNA, 1038 nt
Organism: Prunus armeniaca (apricot)
Lineage: Eukaryota; Viridiplantae; Streptophyta; Magnoliopsida; Rosales; Rosaceae
Source: the annotation of a GenBank genome assembly